CCAACCAUGUAAUCCCCUGUUUUGCAGUCUCUCUCUCUCUCUCUCUCUCUCUCUCUGCUUUUUUUCUUUAUUAUUAUCAUCAUCAGCGGGGCCUUUCCACCUGUUAUUUUCACGCUUAGCGCAUCGCAGGCGCUCCCGGUUUGGCCGUUAUUCCACCGCGAGCGCCAUGUUAAUGCAGACGCGGGAGGCAAUGGCGCACCGGGACCAUGGCGAGGCGGCGCAGGCUCGUGAGGAUGGAGAGACAAACAGGAAUUAGAGACGUCGGACGUCGCGGCUUUGAGGAUCGGAAUGGGUCGGAAGGGCACUCGUCUCCGUGUGGAACGAUGGCUGUGGCAGAGCGUUUAAAGAGCAGCAUCCUUCACCAGACGUCCUGAUUGCAAGGAGGCUCGUUGGCCACUGUUGCCACGGCAGCGGUCGUGGAGGAAGAGAAGGAGCGGCUGUUGCGGUGGCGCCACGCUCUGCUGGAGGGGAUGGAGUACCACAGCACGGGAACCCUGCCGCUCCUGGGCAGCCCGCGUUACUGUCCCGGUGCCAACAGUGCCAGCGGGUACCUCUGCCAGACGGGCCACUGCUGUGGGGAGACCGGCUGCUGCACCUAUUACUACGAGCUGUGGUGGUUUUGGCUCUUAUGGAGUGUAUUGAUCCUGUUCAGCUGCUGCUGUGCGUAUCGACAUCGCCAGGCUAAACAGAGAGUGCAGCAGCAGCAGAGACAGAGAGAGAUCAACCUGAUGGCCUACCACGGAGCCUGCAGCUACCCGUCCUCCAUGCUGGACCUCAGUUUCCUUGCAUCACUCAAACUGCCGUCCUAUGAGGAAGUAGCAGCGCAGCCAAGCACCCCGCCCCCUCCCUACAGCUCGGUGGCUUACCCGCGAGGCUCCGCCCAUCCCGGUCCAAGUCACAUGCUGUCCUCACAGAGCUCCGACAACUACACCAGCUGCUCAUGCGAAUCCUGCUGCCCGUCUUCACCCUGUAGCUCCUCCCCUUCCUCCGCCCAGCUCACAGACGAGACUGACACUAGCCACACCUCCACGCCUUCUCACAGCGAAGCGGUACCCAUUAACUCAGUUUCUGGACAUGCCACAGAGCGACACGCCGAGACUCUUUCGACUCCGCCUCUUAAUGAACCUGGCCCCGCGUCCUCAGCAGAAGCGAUGGAGGUGGACUUGCCAGACUUCGUCUCUCUCGACUGUAACGGCAACAGGACUGUUAAAGCAGUCACUAAUCCGACAGCUAACAACAACGUGAUCUGUGACCCUGAAGAAAGUUCUAACUUGAACGAAACUGCUAACGUGACUCAAAUUAGUAACUCAAAUGAUGUUAAAGUACCUCAGUGUAACAACACGAAUGAUAUUAGCAGCAAGGGUCAAAUGUCGAACCUCAGUCCUACCAGAGACGUUAAACCCACUAACUUCGACCUCUUUCAUACACCCAGCAAAAUGACCCAAAAUACACCUUAUCCUCCCGUUGGCAUCCCCUCAUCCUCUCCUCCAUCCUGUUCUCCUUUGUCCCUGUCCUCCCCUCCCCUCCCUCCUCCCUUAUCGCCGAUGUCUGACCCUCUAGGCGCUAUCUCUGAGCCGCAGAGCUCUCCUGUGCAGUGGGCUGAGCCAGCACAGACACACCAUUCAGCCCCUCACCCACAGUCUCCGCCCAAACCCGCGACCUUUUCACCCGACUUCCUGGAGCCGGAGCGGCGCGAUUCGGCGGUGUGCGACCUUGACGUGGAUCAAACGCACUUCCAGCAGCGACGCCUAACCGGAGACUCCGGGAUCGAGGUCUGCCGCUGCCGGAUCGAUCACGAAGACGAGGAAGACGAGGAAGACGACGACGAGAGGGAUUUUUCAGAGGACAAGUCCAGCGUUGUGACGAGCGUCGACCUCCACGACAGCGCCGACUGCUCCGUCCGUGCCCAGAUGUCCCCUACUGAGCUCGGAGACACGUGCGGGUCCGGCUCAACCACGCCGGUGCGCAGCGAUGCGGUCGUUAUAGCCAUGGAAACCGUUUGAGGGACAGGUGGACUGUUGAAAUCUAGCAUACAAGGGCUGUGCGUCAGCCGUGCUGAGAAAGCCUUCGGCUGUGCGAAGUGGAUUGCCAUUUAGUCCGAGUCUAAACUAGCCGUGCUGUUGCAUUAGGACUGACGUCAUUGGGUGGUGAAAAGUGAAACUCUAACUUAAUAGCAUAGCAUAGGAAGGUCUCUCUCUAUCUCUCUCUCUCUCUCUCUCUCUCUCUCUCUCUCUCUCUAUGUUGUAGGAAAAAUAUCCUCGGUUCUGCAGCACUUAACAGAAAGCCUGACCGAGAGACUGAUGUUAGAGCCCCAGACUCUUAACAGACUUUCUCACACACACACACACACACACACACACACACACACUCAAAACACACAGUAACCUUUGUGUAUGACCCCGUCAGGGACAGUGACAUAGUGGUACAGCAAUACCACGUCGCUCUGUGAACCCUUGCACAUGCAACAACCAACUCUCCUCUCCUCUCCCUCUCUCUCUCUCUCUCUCUCUCUCUCUCUCUCUCUCUCAAUCUCUCUCACCCUCUCUCUUGUUCCACAGCUUGCAUCGUAGCCUCUGACGCAGAAUCAGAGAUCUAGUCUACUCUGUCGCAGUGAUAGACUAUGAAUCUGCUUGAAUCGUUUGGUUUAAACGCUGCCGACAGUAAAGAUGCAAUAACACACUCUAACACACACACACACACACACACACACGUCUGUCCUGUGUGCUUCUGGGUAAUGUAGUUCACACCAGGUCAGGUGGCCAUUUUGUGCUUGAUGUUAACAGGAGCUUAUCAGCAGAAUGUAGGUUCCUCACUGAUUCACGCAAAGCAACACACACACUCUCUCUCUCUCUCUUUCUCUCUCUCCGACACACACACACACAUAUCCGAAACACCAGACCACAUUCUUCUUGUUUUCCCAGAGUUUCAGAACACCAGCUUGGCCAAACAAAUGCUGCACCUCAACCAUGGAAGAAGGUAAAAAAAAAAAAGAAAAGAAAAACCUCAGGACAUUGUUUUUUUUUUUUUUUGAUUGUUUUUUGUUUUCGUUCGUAAUUUUUAUUAGCGUUUUCUUACGUCUAAAUGUGGAAACGCGGAAACAGCAUUGCUCAUUGGCGACACAAAAGCAGCCUAAAGACUCUCCGAACUGCUGUCCGACGAAGAUCAACGUCAACAUGGGAAAUACACAUACAAAUAAACAUAUAUGUAGGUGCAGAUUAUAUAUCUAUCUAUAUAUGCUCUCUGUGAAAUGAUCUAUUUUCUAAGCAUGCCAUGUCAUUUGGAGUGCAGCGCUAGAAGCCGGUGUAAAAAUGUAAUCCGCGGCUGAGAGAUCGUGUGUGUCGAUUGUAGUGUUACCAUGGCAUCAGUACCGAGUUACACUUACAUUACUACAGUUCCCAUGGUGCUGCCGUGGUGUUAUUAUGACAACCUUCUUUAGUCUGAGCAAUAGAGUAUGUUUGAUGUCCCUGUGAGAUUGUGAAAGGUGUGAAAAUGUUAUUCUAAACGACUUUACCACUAAACAAGUCAACUCAAA
This is a messenger RNA of Ictalurus punctatus (channel catfish), 3532 nucleotides long. RefSeq names its product nuclear pore complex protein DDB_G0274915. The transcript has 5 exons. Bases 471 to 2003 code for a protein of 510 amino acids. The record is from RefSeq and is a predicted model, not a curated record. Lineage: Eukaryota; Metazoa; Chordata; Actinopteri; Siluriformes; Ictaluridae.